CUCACCCAAACCCUAAAUCUCAAAAACCCUCUUUUUCUUUCACCAAACAUAGAGAUAUAUUAUUUGUAUCCAUUCAAAGUGUAUAGAGAUAUUGAUGGCGAUAUUUGGUUUGAGUUAUAUUGGGUUUUCCAAAAGGUUCACUCUAAGUUGUUGUUAUUGGUGAAAAGUAACAAAAUUAAAAACCCACCAAUAAUAAAUCGUCAAGAAUUGAAGAAAAAUAAUUGUGUGAUAGUUUUAACAAGACAUAAUUAUGAAUCCAGCUACGACAGCUCAUGGCGGCCGUCCAUUACCUCCACCUUUUCAUGCUAGAGAUCAUCUUCAGCUCCACCACCAAUUCCAGCAGCAGCAUCCGGAUGAGGAUGAACAAAGCGGUGGAAGUAGCAGCCUUAACAACAACCAUGGCCAAAAGCGUGAAAGAGAUCAUAGCAACAACAACAAUAAUAGAGAAUUGGCUUCCGUGGUGACUGGCGGUGGGGAUAAUAAUCAAGGUGAUCAUAGCAGUGGUGGGGGUAGCGGUGGUUCUAGGCGGCCAAGAGGCCGCCCAGCUGGAUCAAAAAACAAACCCAAGCCACCGAUUAUUAUCACAAGAGAUAGUCCAAACGCCUUGAGAUCUCAUGUGAUGGAGGUGGCAAGUGGAUGUGAUAUUCAAGAAAGUAUAGCCACUUUUGCCACAAGAAGGCAAAGAGGGGUUUGCAUUUUAAGUGGUAGUGGGACGGUUACUAAUGUAACCCUGAAGCAGCCGUCUGCUCCGGGGGAAGUUGUGACCCUACAUGGGCGAUUUGAGAUCUUAUCGCUUUCAGGGUCGUUUCUUCCCCCUCCAGCACCGCCAGCUGCUUCUGGGCUAACUAUUUAUUUAGCCGGUGGUCAAGGGCAGGUGGUUGGAGGGGGAGUUGUCGGGCCCUUACUCGCGUCAGGGCCCGUGGUAAUUAUGGCAGCAUCUUUUGGUAAUGCUGCCUACGAGAGGCUUCCUCUCGAGGAAGAAGAGACUACUGCGAACGAGGGUUUAGGAUCACCAACCGGGAUCAAUAAUGGUCAACAACUAAUGAGUGAGUCGAAUCCCUCGUUAUUCCAUGGAUUGCCUCCUAAUAUGCUAAAUCAUCAGUUACCCACAGACGCGUAUAAUUGGGGUGCUACUCGACCCCAGUUUUGAUUAGAAUUUGAUCAAGGCAAGAUCUAGGAAUCUAAAACUCCAUCUCCUACCUGAUGCAAUAUUCUUCUUCAUACUUACUUUCACUUAAACUUAAUUAUGCGCAUUCCGAUCCAUCUCUUUUGUUUCUCACAUAAAUUAGUAGUAUGUUUGUGAUGUUUAUCAUUAGUUGAAAUGGUUAGACCUCCUCCAUAGCUAGCAUGUUUGAUCAAGAUUUAAGGUUGUACAAAACUUGUGAAAUUGAUAUCUCCUUUUUUGUGAGCUA
Messenger RNA from Erigeron canadensis, 1412 nucleotides. Its product is annotated as AT-hook motif nuclear-localized protein 22-like. Bases 251 to 1150 code for a protein of 299 amino acids. Gene Ontology annotation, cellular component: nucleus. Gene Ontology annotation, biological process: vegetative to reproductive phase transition of meristem. Gene Ontology annotation, molecular function: minor groove of adenine-thymine-rich DNA binding; DNA-binding transcription factor activity. The transcript has a single exon. NCBI's taxonomy places the organism in Eukaryota, Viridiplantae, Streptophyta, Magnoliopsida, Asterales, Asteraceae. The record is from RefSeq and is a predicted model, not a curated record.